This is a messenger RNA of Cetraspora pellucida, 1230 nucleotides long. NCBI's taxonomy places the organism in Eukaryota, Fungi, Glomeromycota, Glomeromycetes, Diversisporales, Gigasporaceae. The record is from the annotation of a GenBank genome assembly.
AUGCCUGAAAAUGAUGAGGAUUCUGAACUAUUAACAGUUCUUGAAAAUGAAACUAAUUUGGAAUAUCUUAAGAGGAUUAGCGAACAUGGAUUAGUAGAUAAUCUCGAUUGGAAUGAAUUUGAAGAUAUCCAACAUCUUUGUGCUGGAACUUCUGGAGAAGUUAAAAGAGCUAAAUGGAAAGUUAGAAAUAUAGAAGUUGUUCUUAAAAAAGUAGCCAUAGCUAUUAUGAAUGCUACAGAGUCAGAUAACCAAGAAUUUAUCAAAGAGAUUAAAGCUUUUCAUGCAAUCAAAAAGAAAAUACUCAAAGGCCAUGAAAAUAUAAUCCAAUUUCUUGGUGUAUCAAAGCAUUGUGUCGAACUUGAGCUUUAUCUAGUAUUAGAGUAUGCAGAUCAUAAUGAUUUGCGAUGUUAUUUAGGUGAAAAUAGGCUUUUAGAGUGGAAGCAAAAGAUCGACAUUGCGAGGCAGGUUGUCCGUGGCCUACAUUUUUUACAUGAAAUCGGAAUUUUACAUCGUGAUUUUCAUACUAAAAAUGUGGUCGUUAAAAAUGUUAAAAAUGACAAAAGGUUCGAACAUGAUAUUAGGGUUUUAAUCACAGACUUCGGACUCUCUAAAGUCCUUCCUCGUAACAGUAAAUCAAACCAGAAAAUGGGAGGAAUGGUACCAUUUAUUGACCCUCAUAUAUUAUGUAACGCAACUACGAUGUUUGAUCAUAAAUCUGAUAUAUAUAGCCUUGGUGUUGUUUUAUGGGAAAUUACAAGCAAGGGUCAACGACCGUUUAAUACAGAUAUAAGAGCUUUUUCAAAUGUUCUAUUAGCAAAUGAUAUAGUACAUGGAAAAAGAGAGAAUCCAAUACCUGGAUCAAAUGCAUUUUAUGUUGAACUUUAUACUGCUUGUUGGAACGGAAACCCCGAAUUGCGCCCGGAAAUUAAAAAAAUAUUUGAAUUGAUACACCAAGACAAUAUGAUAUCAGAUGAACCGUGGAAACCGCUAAACGAAAUAUGCGAAUCAACACCCACCGAAAUAUGUAAAUCAACACCCAACGAAAUAUAUACUUCAACCAUAGAUGAGUAUCAAGAUGAACAGCUAUCAGAACAGCGAAAUGAUGAACAACCUGCAGAAAAUCAGCAAGACGACGAACAACUAGCAGAAAUUAUUGAGAUGAUUGAUAAAGCUUCUAUUAAAGUACGUAAAAAGGUUGUACAAUAUGUAAAGAGGUUGAACAAUGGAUAG